AUGCUGUCGCGCUCGCGCAGUAAGGACAAGGGCAGCAACAUCCCUGGGCCCACCUACAUGAACAACGAGCAGGUCGGCAACUUCCUGAGUGACAUCCGCAACAACCGGCCCCAACGCCCUAAUGGCUCGCGCCCGCUGCCCGCCUCGCCGCUGGGCUCUCUCCGCUCCUCGAGAACCUUCGGCUCCGCGACUCCUGAGCCUCAGGCCCCGCCGACCUUGACGCCGACCAAGGCCCAGCCACCUCGAAGCACCAGCGCACUCUCACACCGCGACAUGUUCUCGUCGCCCAGCAAGGGCUCGCUGCGCGAGAGGCUUGCCCCGCGUGCUUCCUCCAGCCUGGGCCGCCCUCUUGUGCGGGAUCCGUUCAAGCGCUCGGCCUCGCGGAACUCGCAGCAACCCGAGACGCCGAAGCCGCCAAAGCAACCGCCGCAACCGGACCCGGCGACGAUUGAGCGCUCCGUCUCCCGGACUUCUACACGCUCGACAAGCGGCGAGCAGCGCCGCUCAUACCGGGAAAGCGGUGCCCGAUGGAUGGAGCGGCAGGAGGUUGCCUCGCUCAGGAAGGCCCUGGAGGACAUGGACGCGACCGACGAGCAGAGGAUAUUCACGGCCGCUCAGGACGAGGCCGCCGAGCUGGUUUGGAAACAUCAGAACCCCAAGGCUGCUGUUCGGAGUCCCGAUGCGCCCUACAGCUACACGGCCCACUUGAAGAAAGGGAGCCACGCCCGAGCUCAAAGCUAUGACGCCCCCUCGCCACAGUCCAGCGCCAGUGGCCGCAACAGCUCGCUCAGCAGCCGCGGCUCCAGCUCCUCAUCCGUAAAAGUGCACGACUUCGUGAUCGCCAAAAAGGACGAUAAGCUCAAGUCCAAAAAGGAAGUCGACGCGCACGCACACUCCUCCAAGACCAUGGAAUCGCCCCUGCAGUCUCCCACCAAGGGCCAUGUCGCGUUCGAAGUCCCCAACCCCCGACGCCGGAGCAGCGGAUCUAAGAGAAAACUCAGUGCCAGCCUGUUCCAAAACCCAAACGACAAGAUCUACGAGGAGCCCGAGGAGCCUACUCCGACUGCAUCGCCCGAGCAGAAACCCGUGCCGCCGUCGCCCUCGAAGCUGCCAAUCCACACACGCAGGAACCCCUUUUCGCGCAUCCAGUUCGGCCGCGACAACUUGACCCGCUCGAGCACCGAUCCGCAGGCUACUGCUACCAUGAAGAAGUUUGACAGGUUCGAGAUUCAUAGGAAUGAGCCGACUCAGUCGCGCAACCCAGCGUACACAUCCAAUGAGAAUGUACCCGUCACCCCUACGCAGGCCCAGAAUCCUGCGGCAAGUUCCCCAGAGGAAUCGCCUGUCAAAAUGAAAGAAGGCAAGGAGAUUCGGGCUGAUGAUAUUCGUGCAGCCACGAGCAUGAGGUUCAAGGACAGAAGCCCGAAGUUGCCCACGCCAAGCAUGGUCAGUGAUAGUCCGGGACGCCCGAUCGUCAGCUUCCAGUCGGGCUACAAGCCGAAAGAAGUCGCGCUCAAGGAGGAGCAAGCAAAAGCAAUGAUUGAGAUGAAGUCUCCUGAGCCCAGUCAUGAGCCCAAGUCCUACCCUCCGAGCCCGCCUAAGAAUGCAAGUGCACCCGUCGUGCCGACUAUAAACAUGCCGGACGAGCCAUUUGGGAAGAGGAGGGGCCCAUCAAUCCCUUCGAUUCCAGAAAUCAAUGUUCCUGAUGACCCUCCCCGUUCGAGGCCCCAGCGGUCCGGUGCACCACCUAUUCCCACCAUCUCAGUUGGCAACACCCCUGCCGUUCCCUCAAUCAACGUGUCCAACCCCCCGAGCAUCAACGUUUCCGAUCGCUCAGCGAGGCCGCUUCCCACGAUCAAUGCGCCCUCUUCCGGCUCUGCACGACCUCUUCCCGACCCGAGAGUGGCGCAGAAUGGUCGUCCCGCUCCUCGCAAGGCGAUCACGGCACCUAAUUCUUUGCCAAAGGGCCAUUGGACACCUUCUGGUGGCGUUCGAACCUCGGCUCUCUGCGAUUCCUGUGCCCUUCCUAUUGCCGGUCGUACCGUGAGUGCCGGCGGUGCUCGCUUCCAUCCGGAAUGCUUCCGCUGCCACCACUGUGGAGAGGGACUCGAGUGCGUCGCCUUUUACCCGGAGCCGAACGGCAGGCGCGAGGAACGUCUUGAUCGCAUCAACAGGCGCAGGAAUGGUGAGGACUUGGAGGCUGUGCAGGGUUGCAGCGAGGAGGAGGAUGGCGACGAGGGGCUGCGGUUCUAUUGCCACUUGGACUACCAUGAGUUCUUCAGCCCGAGAUGCAAGAGCUGCAAAACACCCAUCGAGGGGGAGGUCAUCGUGGCGUGCGGUGCCGAGUGGCACGCCGGCCACUUCUUCUGCGCGGAGUGCGGCGACCCCUUCGACUCUUCGACUCCUUUUGUCGAGAAAGACGGCUAUGCCUGGUGCGUCAACUGCCACACCAACCGCUACUCGACCAAGUGCAAGAAGUGCCGCAAGCCGGUCACAGAUACCGUGCUGAAGGCACUCGGGUUCGAGUGGCACCCCAACUGCUUUGUGUGCACGGAAUGUUCGGGUGAGUUCGUGGACGGCAGGUACUUCCUCCGUGGCGAGGAGAAGAAUCCCGUCUGCGUCAAGUGCGAGGAGCGGAGGCUCAAGGCUUAA
Molecule: messenger RNA, 2652 nt
Organism: Diplodia corticola
Lineage: Eukaryota; Fungi; Ascomycota; Dothideomycetes; Botryosphaeriales; Botryosphaeriaceae
Product: lim domain-containing protein
Exons: 4
Coding region: 1-2652 (883 amino acids)
Cellular component (GO): nucleus; Z disc
Molecular function (GO): transcription coregulator activity
Source: RefSeq, a predicted model, not a curated record